Molecule: messenger RNA, 4049 nt
Organism: Heteronotia binoei (common prickly gecko)
Lineage: Eukaryota; Metazoa; Chordata; Lepidosauria; Squamata; Gekkonidae
Gene: ARHGEF15
Product: Rho guanine nucleotide exchange factor 15
Exons: 19
Coding region: 1-3981 (1326 amino acids)
Biological process (GO): activation of GTPase activity
Molecular function (GO): protein binding; guanyl-nucleotide exchange factor activity
Source: RefSeq, a predicted model, not a curated record
AUGACGUGUUGGUGGACCCCCAUUCGAGGGGAUGAAUGCCGGAGGGUGCCAGAAAGGGUGAAUCAUGAAAGGAGGAGAAAGGCUGAGGAGACCUUAGCAUGGCACAAGACAGAAAUUGCGCAGUCGUGGCCAAUCCGGAGAAACUGGUGGUCCCUCCAAGUGGCCUAUCAAAGGAAGACGCUGGCCAAGUGCCAGUUUAAAACAGAUGCCAAGCUGGGAAUUGCGCCAAGUGAUUCUCGCUGGGAUCGAGUGCCAGACGGGGAACGGAGCUGCUCUCCAAUCCAAAGGGAACGGAAGGGCUCCUGCUUCGGAGUGAAGGGCUCCGCUUGGAGCAAGGAGGAGGAGGCCGCCCGCGUGGGUGGAAGCGAGGGAGGGUUUGGCGCCUCCUCCUCCUCAGCCAGCCCCGCCUCGGCUCCUCCUCCUCCGGCUGCCGGGCCAGACGGAGGAGGAGAAAGAGGAGCCGCCCCGAGGCCACUGCGCGCCAGCCGCCAGGCGGUGGGCGCUGCCAGGCACAAAGGGCCGCCCGGAGAUCGGAGACAGAAGGAUCCUCGCGCCCAGCAGCCGGCAGCUCCGGGUCGCCUGCUGCCGGGCAAGCUUGCAGCUCGCGCGGCGGCUCCCUUGGCCUUUGUACCCGCCAGCCCCGAACGGGAACUCCCAAAGAAGCACGGCCUUCCCCCUCCUGCUCUGCAGCCAAACUCUCCUCUUGGAAACAAGGAGGGGCGUGAUCCCUCGCCGGCAGCAGGCGGUGGAGAGCGGGAGACCGCAGGCGGAGCCGGCUCGCUGGGCAGACUUGGCGCGGCGGAAUGCAAGCCUAGCAAAGCGGCCGGGGGAGGGAGGGAGGGAAAAGAGGCUUUCUCCGGGAGCUCCUGCAAGCGGGGCUUUGUGCGGCGGCCUCCGGGAGCGCCCAAGGAAAGCAGAGCUGGAGAUGCCAAGAAGUCCCAGGGUUGGAUCUGGGGGAAGACGGCUUGCAACCGCGGGGAAAUGGCUCUGAAGGCGGUCUGGCUGGGCGCUCCAACCCGUGACGCUUUCUCGGUGAAGAUGUCGUCCAUGGACCCCCUGCCUCCAGCCACCCCUCCCUCCCAGAAACCCACGCGCAUCAUCAAACCUCGCCCGCCCACCAGGCCCCGGCCUUAUCUGCCUCCCCGGCCGGACUCGAGCAAGCUGCUCCGUGGCCCCACCCCACCUUUGCCGCCGGAGGGCUCUGUGGCAAAUGAUGGAUGCCGCAAGGUCGUCGAACCCCCGUGCAGCACCGAGCGGCAGCUCCACAUCCUGCAGAACUCGGGAGCCGUGCGGAAGAUUGUGGUUCGUUUUGACCAUGUGGAUCCGGAGAAGGACGAGGCCGACAAGCCGACGCGGCCGACUUUGAAUGGCAGCCAGAUCCCCGUCCCCGUGGCUGAGAAUGGGGAACGGGAGAUGGGGGAGGAAAAAGAAGUCCAGGGGCAGCUGGAUUCUAGUGAGGACACCCCUCUCUCCACAUCGAGCACAGUGGAGCAGAAUGGCAUCGAAUCCCGUGUUUCCUGCCCCUCGGCCUGUCCCUGCGUCUGCCAUCAGCAGCGGCCAGGCAUGGUCUUGACAUGGGUUCCGGCACCUUCUCAACGAGCCGAACGAGAGGACGGCGAGGAAGGGCCUGCCUCAGAUCUGUCGUCCUCUGCCGACGAGGGAGGGACGCACUUUCGCCACCUCCUGGUGCUCAACCCCCCGCCCGCCAAGCCACCCGCCAAAGGCGGCAGGGCCCUCAAAUCCCAUCGUUCUCCUCGGAGCAAGAAACCCCCUGACCCGCCGCCCUCAGCGAAUGGGCACGCCGAGGGCAGCGUGGUGCUGACGGGGUAUCGCUCCACGGCUGAGCCCCUGCCCCCACGUUGUCCCCCCUUGAUGCCCAAGCCCCCCCGCCGCAGCAAGGGCGGGUCCCCGGCCUUUUUCGACAGCGAGCCUGUGCCCCCCGCCAUCCCACCCAAAGCCCCGGUGAAACCGCCUCGCAGCUCCUUGGGGCCCCUUUCCUUUCCCCGCAGGGGUUCCCUCCAGUUCCCCCUUGAGUCCAGCCACGUUCCAAACGACAUCUCGCCCGUCUCUGCCGGGGAAGGCCUCCUCCUGUCGCCCCCCUCCCAGCCCCCACCGCCCCCGCCUUCUUCCCAGACGUCACCGCCUGUGCCGCUCCCUCACCAGCAGUCUAGCCCGCUUACUUCCUGCCAGCUUCCUGCCACCCUGACUCCCCCUCCCCCGGCCCAGCCUCCUCCUCCACUGCCUCAGGGGCUGCCCCCGGCGCCAACUCAGCCCCCGCCGCCCUUGGAGAACGCCUCAGUGGAUGAACACCAGAGUCAAGGUAGCUGUGAAACGGACUGCCCAGCUUCAGGUGAAUCUGACGCAGAGACCCCAAAGGACAGACCUUCUUCAGUGCUGUCCCCUAAAGGCCCGGACUGGGGACUCUGCUUACAGGAUGAGCCCUUGUACCAAACGUACCGCCAGGCCGUCAUCUCCAAGGAGAUCAAGAGGCAAACGGUCCCUCGCAACAGCAGCUUCAGCAGCUCGGACUACGGGGCCCCGUCCCCCGGCGAAGGUCCCGCUGGGCCUCGCGGCCCUGUCCCUCACAGCACGCUGUGGCAGGAGCUGCCGGCAGUGCGAGAGAGCGGCCUGCUGGGAAACAUGAACUCUGAGGAGAGGAAGAUGCAGGAGAGCCUUUUUGAGGUGGUGACGUCGGAGGCCUCCUACCUGCGGUCGCUGACUCUGCUAAUCGAGCACUUCAUGGAGUCUCGGGAACUGGCAUCCACCAUCCUCCUGCGGGAGCACCGCAUCCUCUUCUCCAACAUCCGCAAGGUCAAGGAGGUCAGCGAAAGAUUUUUGCAUGACUUGGAGGGCCGCCUCGCCGAGAGUCUGCAGAUCUCAGACGUCUGUGACAUUGUGGAGGAACAUGCAAAGCAAAGCUUCUCCGUCUACAUCGACUACGUGCGCAACCAGCUCUACCAGGAGAAAACAUACAGCACCCUCAUGGAGAAGAACCCCCAGUUUGCCGUUGUCGUGACUCGCCUGCAGGAGCUGCCGGAGUGCCAGCGUCUCCCCUUCAUGUCCUUCCUGCUGCUGCCUUUCCAGAGGAUCACCCGCAUCAAGAUGCUCAUAGAGAACAUCCUGCGUCGGACGGAGGAGGGCUCUUUGCGAGAGCAGAACGCCAUGAAAGCAUUGGCCUCCGUUUCCAAGAUCAUAGAAGAGUGCAACUCAGAGGUGGGGCGCAUGCGUCACAUGGAGGAGCUGAUCCACAUCGCCAGCAGGAUCGAGUUCGACAAGCUGAAGGCUGUGCCCAUCAUCUCCCAGAGUCGGCAGCUCCUGAAGCAGGGCGAGCUGUUGGAGGUGGUGCAUCGAGGGACCAUCUUUGGCAACAAGCCCAAACUGGUCCCUAUAUACCUCUUCCUCUUCAACGAUCUCCUCCUCAUCACCCAGCGGAAGAGUUCGGAACGCUUUGUCGCGCUGGAUUACGCCCACCGCUCGCUCGUGCAGGCCCAGGGCUGCGGGGACACGCCUGCGGGCAACAGUGCCGAAAACAGCUUCUACCUGACCCUGCUCGAGAACCACCAAGGCCGAAGCAUCGACCGCCUGUGCCGCGCCCCCGCACAAUCAGACAUGCAUCGCUGGAUGGGCGCCUUCCCCUGCCAUGAAUCCCAACCGAACAACAAGCAGGAGACCAUCUAUGAGGACUGGGACUGUCCUCAGGUGCAGUGCAUUGAGGCUUACGUCGCUGCCCAGGCUGACGAACUCAGCCUCGAACCCACCGACAUCGUCAAUGUCCUUCGUAAGACCAACGAGGGCUGGUAUGAGGGUCUCCGCUUAGCCGACGGCAGGAAGGGCUGGUUCCCCUCGCGCUACGUGCAGGAGAUCACGAACGAGCACGUGCGGCGGCGCAAUCUCCGGGAGAGGUACCGCGUCCUGCAGGCUGCCCGCCAGCUUCAACUGACGCGCAGCAGCCACAGCAAGGGCAAGUACAGUUCCGCUUGAGAUUACACUUGCAGAUGCACAAAGUGACCAUCGGGAGCGCCAGAAGAUGCCAGCUUACGCAUGCGCCU